CCAUCUCUGGUGCCAUUCUAGAGGAAGAAGCCAGAAUACACAGUCAGCUCCGGUACCACUCUAUCAAACCAUUGAAGACGAACGAGACAACACAACGGGUUAGCGUCAUAUCCUAAGAAAUCAACUCCCAAUAACUAGAACACAAGGAUAAACAAGAUGAAGGCUGUGCAUCCUUGCAUUCCGCUUCUGCUGUUCAUUAUGGUAUCUUGUGGAAUGAAUCCUGUAUUUGGUGCAAAAGACGCAGAGAGCUCUGAAGUUUUAAUACGUCAGAAGCGAGACGAGGAACCACAAUAUCUAGAUGAAAUGUAUUGGUCUGGUGAGCAAGACCGAUGGCCAACACUGGAUGAGUAUUCUGGCAAAAGAAGGCGAUCUAGUAAAAGGGCAAACAGUAUCCUAGAUAAUGAGGAAAGAUUGGAACAUCUUGGAAGACGGGAAGAUUUAGAGGGAAAUGUGAUCUAUGGUACUAGCCCGUUAGAAACGAGGAAAAGAACAGGUGCUCACAUCAGCCCCGAAGAAGACAAGGAAUACAUUUUGAAAAGAGAGAACAUAGAAAAGAGCCUGUACGAUCUCCUGUCAUCCAAAUCCCAGUUUCCUACCGAGAGAAGAAACAAGGACGACCUGAACGAUUUAUACCUGGCAGCUGAGCUGCUAAAAAGACACCGAGUGCCACGGGGUUUAGAUGAUUCUCCUCAUAAAGUAGUCUCAGGUCGUGAAAAUGAUAUUCAGCAGCUGUCUGACAAAAGAGUCCAGCGUAAUGAUCGUUUCGGGAAAGAUGUGAUUCAAUCCUGAAAUUAAAAUCAUUUAAUUCCGCGGUCUUGCACCUACCAUGGCAAUAACUUUUAGUCUUUUCUUCCUAUGGCAGGUAUAAAUAACAAAUAACAUUAAAUAGCCAAAGUAGUGAUCUAAAACUAACAGGAAAAUAAA
Messenger RNA from Spea bombifrons (plains spadefoot toad), 924 nucleotides. RefSeq lists its product as uncharacterized. Bases 157 to 789 code for a protein of 210 amino acids. The transcript has 3 exons. NCBI's taxonomy places the organism in Eukaryota, Metazoa, Chordata, Amphibia, Anura, Pelobatidae. The record is from RefSeq and is a predicted model, not a curated record.